AUGGCUUCCAAUAAUCAUUGCGAAUCACUAAUUAAAACGUUCACUAACAAACAGCAGACGCACAAGUCAAACAUUGAUUUCCAGACAAAUCAGCAAACGACCACAGCUUCGUGUCCACAUUUAACAUCCGAACCGCCAAUACGUAAUCUCGAAACGUUUUCAUUGCUCUGGUUAGACCCAAACGUCAAUACACCGGAGAAUUUAGACACACAGUCAGCAUUAAGAAGUACAAUCAACUUUUUACUAGUAUUCGAUAAAGCAGACGAAUGCAUUGAUUAUAUUAUAUCAGUAAAAGAUGACAAAGUGAGAGGUGUACAGGCGCAUUUCAGUACACUGAUUUCACAGAUCGCGUCUGAUCAAAUAGAUCGCGAUCGAAUAGAAGAUUGGACGCCUAUGAUGAUAGUAACAAGAAAAAAUGUGAAUUGCGCAUCAAUGAAUAUUCUUAGUCCGUCUGGACGCUCUCAUACCUCUAUAAAAACGGAAAAUGGCAAUUUUAUGUGGUUCCAGCUUUUGAUUGAAGUGUUUCUUCGCAUGAAAUAUUCAACAUCGGAUCGAAAGGGGCUUGUUGCUAUUUGGAAGCGAAUCUAUACGGGAAAUGAAGCAGAACAUGUAAAAAUUGGUGAAUUUGAACAAACGUAUGAGCCGUCGAAAGCAUUAUGGUGGUACACUCGAGAUUGUUGUAUUUAUCGUUUACUAAAUAAAGCACUUCGCUUACAGGAUAUUGAUAUGUUAUUUCAUUUUCGUUUUAUAAUUACCGAUAUUUAUAAACAAUUACAACAAGCACAGCAAAAUAAAAAAUAUAAUGUAAUUGUUCGAACGUAUCGUGGACAGGCAAUGCCAAAAGAAGAAUUAAAAAGGAUGAGUGAAAGUAUCGGAGAAUUUAUUUCUAUGAACAGUUUUCUUUCAACGAGUCGAAACCGCGAAAUUGCUAGGGGCUUUGCUGCUUCUGUCGUUGAUUGCAAAGAUUUUGAAGCCGUGUUAUUUGAAAUCGAAGCGAACACAAGUAUAGUCUCGAAACCAUUUGCUGACAUUAGCCAGUUUACAUAUUUUCAACAUAAAGAAGAGCUGUUGUUUAUGCUUGGUUCUGUAUUUCGUAUUAAAAAUGUGGAAUAUAACAAAAUGGAACAUAUUUGGAUAGCACAAUUAGUUCUAUGUAGUGAGGAUGUUCAUGAGUUAAAAGAAAUCUCUGCUUUUAUCAAACAAGAAAUUGGUGAUGAAACAGAUUUAUGCUCAUUCGGCAGUUUAUUGAGACAGAUGGGUCAGCAUGAUAAAGCAGAGAUUUACUAUUAUCGACUCUUGAAUGAACUGGAGUUAGAUGAUUCAGAUUUGCCAAGAUGUUAUGAUGGUUUGGGAAAUGUAGCAGAUGAUAAGGGUGAUUUUAAGUCUGCCAUUAACUUUCAUGAAAAGGGGCUUCAAAUCAUAUCAGCUACAUAUCGUGCAAUUGGCAUGGUUUACGAGUGUAUUAAUAAAUACGAUCUAGCGUUAGAAAAUUACGACAACGCAGUUCAGAUUCUAGAAGGAGAUGUUCCUGCUAAUCAUCCACAUAUAGCUCAGAUCAAAGAUGACGUGCGAAGAACAAAUGACAAGACAGCAUCCUUCAGUAUGCAAAUGGUGGAUAGUUCUGUUGGGAAUUUAUUAUUAAAUAAAAAACAAUUUAAAGCAGAAUGUUCGUCGUAUUCCAUUACAAAUAAAUGCGGAGUUGGUGUCAGAUCAUUAAAUAAUUGUGAUAAUUACGAAAGUUUAAUUAUUGUUGAUACACCUGGGUUUUUUGAUACGAAAGGUUCAACGAAAGAAACAUGUCAGGAAAUCGCACGGUCUUAUCAGAUUACAUUACCCGGUCCACAUGCCUUUUUGAUUGUUCUUGAAUUUGGUCGAUUUACAAUUCAAGAAGAAAGAGCAGCUGAAUGGAUAAGUGAAAUAUUUGGAAAACGUGCAUUAAACUAUUGCUUAAUAAUUUUCACUGGUUUAGAUAAUUUGAUGGCGGAUGAUAAAACAGUAGAUAAAUUUUUAGAACAACGUCAACCAGGUUUAGAAAGACUCAUGCAACAAUGUGGCGAACGAUAUGUAGCAGUAAAUAAUCGAGCAAAUAUUCGAGAAAAAAAUGACAUCGUUAAAUUGAUACUUGAAAAGGUGUCUGCAAUGAUUUUAGCAAAUAACGAACUACCAUAUACAAAUUGGGUAUAUACUCAACUGAAUAUUGAGAAGGAAAAUGUUUAUCGAGAAACACAUGGUACAUUCAAACUGAUCGAAGAUGAUGGAACAAUUAAUUUGUUUCCACAAACAGAAAAAAUUGUUGUUGAAGCACUUUUAUCACAACUAACAUUUUUACAAGAAAUAUUAAUAUCACAAGGAGAAUUACAAAUUUGCUUAUUUUUUCUACCAGUACAUGAAGAGGCUAAGCUGUAA
Didymodactylos carnosus is the source of this 2406-nucleotide messenger RNA. NCBI's taxonomy places the organism in Eukaryota, Metazoa, Rotifera, Eurotatoria, Philodinida, Philodinidae. The record is from the annotation of a GenBank genome assembly.